CAUUAACCUAACACAUUGGCUGUGAUAUUACUGGUGGAGGAUAGUCUUACAGUUUACAUGCCUGGGAACACAAUCACAAGGACAGAAAAAGGGUUAUCAUCUGCAAUGCUGCUUCCUUGCCGGAUUUACUGAUGUUAAACUGGAAAUCACAAAUAACCUUCUAAAUUAAACCAUUGCUGUUGUGGUUGAACAGUCGCUAUGAAUUGCAAGACUAUAGAGAAUCCUAUUGAGAAACAAUUGUUUUCUUCUGAGGAGCUGGAAUGCAAAAUCUGUUACAAUCUUUACAACCUGAAGAAUAGGAGACCCAAAUUGUUGGAAUGCUUUCACAGGGUGUGUGCCAGAUGCCUGUGCAAAAUUGUAGACCUUGGAGACUCCUCACCAAGUAUAAUUAGCUGUCCUUUCUGCAGGUAUGAGACCAGUGUACUAGACGAUGAAGUUGGUGGACUCCCAGAUGAUAAUAAUAUUCUUGCCGUCCUUGUAUGCAAGGAGAAGAAUAGAAAGUUUGCUGUGGAUAACCCAUCUGAACUUCUGCUGACUCCGAAAAGGUUAUCUUCCUUUGGAAGCCCUUCCCGAUCCUCAAACUGUCUGGUCAUAACCAUCAUGGAGGUUCAAAGGGAAUCCCCACAAUCUCAGAGCUCAGCAUCAGUUACGGAAUUCUACAACUCCAAUUUUGGUUCAAUAGCCUCAAUGUCUCGGCAGUGGGCAUUUUGGAAUUGCACUCCCCUUUUCUGUCGCACAAUAGGCAGAAUUUUAAUCUGGCUACUGGGACUCCUCUAUUUCAGCUCUUUACCUCUUGGUGUAUAUCUGCUUGUGAUUCAGAAGGUUACACUAGGGAUUAUAUUUGUCAGUCUUGUUCCCUCCAGUCUUGUUAUACUUAUGGUCUAUGGUUUCUGUCAGUGUUUAUGUCAUGAGUUUUUGGAUUGCAUAUCUUCAUGAAAGCAAAAUUUAAAGUAAGUAGACAUUACAGUCACUCUUACAGUUUGUAGGAAUUCAGGUUUUGUGUCUUAUAUUAGCUCUGGCUAGUGAACUGUGUAGUUUUGCAAUUGUGCUUGUCUGGAAUGUCUUCUGCAGUAGAAAAUUGUUAUAUACAGUGAUAGUUGUUUUACUUGGUGUGCGAUACAUUCUCAUGGCACACUAUUUUUUUCAAAAGUGAUAUGGUUACAAACUGAAGAGCACAAAGUAAAGUAAGUGGCACAAGUUAUUAUGUUAUGCUUUUGCUCAUACAGAACUUGAUACUGCUGAAAAAAGACAGAUUUUGUCAAAGGUUUUCAUCUUAGACAUAUCAGGACAAUUCAUGAGAAAUAUUAAUAUAAAAGGAAAAUGGCAUUUGAACUGUGUGGUAGGAAAGUUAUAAUUGGUUGUCAACUGGCUUCUGAUUGGCAGAAGCAUUGCCAUGGAAAAAAAGAAACAGUUAAUGUUGACCUGACAGUUAACUGCCAUGAUUUCUUUCAAUUUUAAACCAAGCAGGUUGACUCUGAUUGGUUAAGGCAUUGCCCAGAGCUAUGACCCAGAAGAUGACUGUCACCUUUUUUGUGUGUUGAAACAGAUGCAAUGUCUGUGCACAUUCUUUAAGAUUACAAAAAAACAGGGCCCGUGUAUUAAUAUAUGUAGCUUUCAGUAAAUGCAAAUGUACCAUAUUGCAAAUCCGACUGAUAGUACCAAAUUAAUUGUCAGCAUAACUCUUUGCACUCUCAGGGUUAUUUAGCAACUGUUUCCCAAUCGCAGAAUCACAUUUAAUGUUGGACAUUGUUAGUUUUGCAAGCACCAAAGGGUUUCAGUGCCAGGAUGAUGCUGAGCUGGGCUGUACAUUCCAAACAAUGGCAGAUUGUAUGAAACAGCAUAUCAUUUCAACUGUUGAUAACAAGCAAGGUACUGACUGUACCCAACUAACCCAUUCAUGCCUAUGGGAUAAAAUAUAGACCUUUAGUAGACCUUUAAUCCUUUGCUGUAUUAUGAUCAAAAUAUUUAUGUAUAGUUUAAAACAUUUUUAUAAUUGAGUUAUACAUUUUCAAGAAUCUAUUUGUGAUAAGAUUGAAAAAUAAUCAGAUAAGCAAAAUUUCAUGAAUGUACUAAUCUGGUACCUUAAUGAAAAUGGGAAUGUGAGGGGAGUUACCAACAAUACACAUAGCCUGCGGAAAGAAAGACGAGAGAGGAAUUUCUGAACAGGAAUGACGUUGAAUUGAAAGUGAACCUGUCUUGUGAUUGUUCCACCAUUUGAUAAUCAAGGUUUUAUACCUGGAAUGUGAAUAAUAUUGUUGGUCAUUUUUGAAGUUGGGUCAUAAGCUUUGUAACAAUAUCAUUUAAAAAUGUUGGCACCAAACAUAAAGCUAAGUGGCAGUCAUAGAUAAUGUCUGAGUACACCAUACUGGUAAAGCACAACAUGAUGAAAGAUAUUGAAAUUGCAGACUAUAAUGGAGCAGAAACUCUUAGGACAUAAAACAGCUAUCUAAAAUUGUUUCAGUCCUGAUUAUUACCUUUAAGGAUGAAGUGAUUUUAUCUUCUCACAUUUGGGCAUUAAUUUGUCAUUUAAAAAAAGCACUUUCAGGUGUUGAAGCUCCAAACUCUUUAUGUACUGCCUGAGGUUAGAGAAGAAAUUCAGAUGUCUGUGCCCCAGGGAACUUCAAGCAAUACUCUUUGGGAUUUAUUGGAAAUAUAUUGUGAAGAUUGGAGAUAUAUUUUGCAGGAGAUUGGAGAGAUACAGUAAACAUUGAUGAACAUGUAAGAGAUAUAUAUUUGUGGGAGAUUGGAGCUGCUUUGAAUUGAAUACAGUGGGAGAUUAGAGCUACACGUUGUAGAAGAUUGAGGAGAAGCACAUUAUGUGAGAUUGGAUAUCGCUCCACUCUCCCAGAAUGUGAUAAAGUUACAGACAUUGAACAUGCAGAGCAAUACAGGCAAUUGGAGACAUGCACUUUGUAGGAAAUUGGACAGUUGUAUAACAUUGGAGAUUGGAGAGAUGCACAUUAUUAAAUAUUGGAAAUGUAAACACUGUAGAAGUUUGGAGAAACAAAGAUUUAUUAGUUUCUUCCUGGAAUGAGAGGGUUGUCCUAUGAUAAGGCCUUGCCCUUACAUUUCAAAGGCAUUACCAUCAUUGAUUUCCCACCAUCAAUAUCAUGAUGGUUACCAUUAACCAGAAACUUAGCUAAACUAGCCAUAUAAAUACUGUAGUUGCAAGAGCAGGUUUCUGCAAUGAGUAACUCACCCCUUGACACCUUAAAGCCUGUACACUAUUUGCAAGACACAAGUCAGGCAUGGGACAGAAUAUUCUCCACUUGACUAGAUUAGAGCAGUUGCAAUUGCACUCAAGAAAACCAAUGACAUUUAGAACAAAGCAGUGCUCCCAAAUCGCGAGCCUAGGUUCUUUAGAAGGGUAUGUCAUCAAACAAAAACAGAACCAUCAGCAUAUUACCAUCCUAGUCAAACACUUUGGAAGUAUAUUCUCUUUCCUUCACUUCACUUUAAUUUGGCUAGAUCAAAAGCCUGGAAUUCCCUUACUAAAAACAGUGACACUGUAAAUAGUUGCUCAAGUAAGUAGGUCCUCUCCACCUUAUCAAAAGCAAUUAGGAUGGACAACAAAUGCUGGCCUUGUUCAUGAUACUGUGAUGACAAGAUUAGAUGAAGUGUUCCAAGUCAGGAUAAUGUACCAUUUGGAAGGAAUGUGUUGCAUCUGCCUGCUGUUAUUCUUCAAGGCAGUAGUGUUUGCAUAUUUGGACAGUGACACUGUUCUGCCGCCAUACUUGGCAUCCCCCUCCACUUUCUUCAUGGGGAUUGGGACAGAAUGUAUGUUGGUGAUCAAUGGACAUACAAAGUUUGCCUGCUUUCAAAUAAAAGCUAUUUUCAUUACUGUCCAAAAACAUGAUGCAUAGGCUUUAGAUAAUUGAGGGAAUGUUGAAAGAUGCCAUACUUAUUUGACGAGGUACAAUGUCCCCUUGGGAAAGGUAAGGUAUCCCUCUUGGAGAAGUCAGAUAGGUCUUUGUGGUGGCUACGAAUAAACAUAAAUAUGCAUUUAAGUUCCCUGGACCUUUAAUGUGUAUUGGAAUAAAAAGAAAUUGUUAUUGUGAAAAAUUAAGUAUUUUACAGAAAUAUUUGUUUUGAUUCAUAACUAGUUCUUGAAUGAAUUUAAAUGUUAGCAAUAAGCUUUUUCAAAACACAAUGAAACCUGCACUGGACUCUUUGAACUGAUUUCAUCUCACAAUGGCUGCACAUAAGCUGGUGUGGAAGGCAUAAAGGCAAAGGGCAUUGGAUGAAGGGUCAGAAGUUUAGCUGUGUUGACACUUAAGUUGGCACAGCAACUAUAAAUGGCCUUGAGCUGGGGGCCUGGAUUGAUGAGGAGGGUACAAAGGGCAAUUGUGAAUGAAUGGAGGACAUAGUUGAAAUGAGGGGCCAUGGUGAAUAUAUAGAGAGAGCAUGAGGUGGAAUCAUUUGGUGUGGAUGAGUGAUGGGAUUUGUAGAGGUGCGGUGUGAGGGUAAAGGGUAGUGGGUUUAGUUUAAUCAUAUUGUUUUCAUUACAACUAGGAUGAAGUUCCAAAAUAUUGAGUCUCUUGACCAGCACCCAUCAGCUUUAGUGGCUGUCUUUGUAGUUUUUCCAAACUGUUUCUGGGGUUUGCAGACUCACCUCCUGUUUGCAUUCGCUCCUCUGGAAUGAAAAUGUAAUAGUUUGCAACAUGUUCUCUGGUGUCAGGUUUGCAGAGUCGUGAAUUUUGAAGCUAAGAAUUUAGUCUAUAGGAUGCAAAAAAGAGGAAGUCCUGAUUUUGUUCUCAUUUUUAAUUAACAUGUUCAAAUAUGUUAUGACACAUCUCCUGACUAAGUGGGAUUCGGGUCUAGAACUUCCAGCACAGAGGUAGCAGUGCACCACAGAAGCCUUGAUCCUGAUUUUGUUCACCAAAGUGCUCCAUUUAGACGUCUAAUCAAGUACUGUGCCAAUCAAAUUAAUCAAUACUGUAAAUAGCAAUGGGCUAGCUGCAGAACAUUAGUAUUUCUCUUAAUUGUCUUGCUUUCAUUUACAUGAUUACUGAUUGUUUGAAAUAAAUAUAAAAGUAUCAGGUAGUUUUGUUUGUUUAAAGUAUUUACCAAACAAUUACUUUCAUAAUGUUUGAAUAUUAAUGUAUAUUUGUUUAGCAGUCUGUGGAAAAGUAUUUAAUAGAAAUAACAGGUAAUCCAGGAACCAAUCAACUAUUUAGAAUAAUUAAGAAUCUGAAUUAGUUGCAGUUUACGCAAAGUGGCUGCUAAGUCGGUCUCAAGCAGAGCUACAUUCAGUUGCUACUUGCUGAGCAUUCAAGAUGAGGAGACAAUAGAAAAUAGGAACAGAAGUAGACCAUUCUCUGGGGUUCUCCUCAUUUCAGUCCUGAAUAGCCUACCUCAUAUCUUCAGAUUAUGACCCCUGUUUCUUGUCACCUCGGUGAUCAGGAACAUCCUCUUGCAUUUAUUCUGUCUUGUCCUGUUAGAGCUUUAUCAUUUUUUAGAAAUAUUCCCCUCCACCUUCUAAACUCCAGUGAAUAUAGUCCUAAUCAAUCUAAUUUCUCUUCAUAUGUCAGUCCUGACAUAGGAAUUAGUCUGGGAAACUUUCAUUGCACUGCGUUCAUAGCUAGAACAUCCUUCCUCAGAUAAGAGCAAAAUUGCACAUUGUACUUCAGGUGUGGCCUCACCAAGGCCCUGUAGAAUUGCAGCAAGAUAUCCUUGCUGUUGUACUCUAAUCAUUUCACUACUUUCAAUGACUGGUAUAGAAAGCACCUCAGUCUCCCUGUAUCUCCCUGUUUCCAACUCAAUUGCCAUUCAGAUAAAAAUCUGCCUUCCGGUUAUUGCUACAAAAUGCAUAACUUCAUAUUUAUCCACAUUAUAGUUUAUCAGCCAUGCAUUUGCCCACUCACUCAAUUUGUCCAAAUCAUACUGAAGCAACUGUGCAUUCUCCUCACAAUUCACCUUCCCCCACUCAGCCUUCUGGCGUAUGGAAAGUUGGAGAUAUCACAUUUAGUUCCCUCAUCUAAAUAAUUAAUAUCUGUUGUGAAUAGCUGGGGUCCAAACUCUAAUCCCUGCAGUUCCCCACUAGGUAGUGCCUGUCUUUUAGCAAAAGACUUGUUUAUUCCUACGCUGCUUCCUUUCUGCCAUCUAUUUUUCUGUCUAUAUCAGUACAUUACUUCUAAUCCCAUGGGUUUUAAUUUUACAUGCCAGUCUAUUAUAUGGGGCCUUAUCAAAAGCUUUGUGAAAAUUCAAGUAACCCACAUCAAAUGACUACCUCUUAUUAAUUAAAUUCCAGUAAAUUUGUCAAGCAUGAUUCCCUUUUGUAAAUCCAUCUUGAUUUGUCCAAUCCUUUUCCAAGUCUUUAUAAUUGACUCCAGCAUUUUCUUCCCUACCGAUAUUAGGCUAACCAGCCUAUAAUUCCAUUUUCUCUCUAGUUCCUGUUUUUAAAUAGCAGGGUUACAUUAUCAACUCUCUAAUCCACAGGAACUGCUCCAGUAUGUAUAGAAUCAUGAGAGAUGACCAUCAAUUCAUCCACAAUAUCUAGGCCACCUCCUUAAGAAUUCUGGGAUAUAGAUUAUUGGGCCCUGGAGAUUUAUCAGCCUUUAUUGUCACUAUUUUCCCAAUACCAUCUCUCUAUUACUAUGAAGGUUAACAUAUCAUUUAUAUUGAUUUCCUUCAGUUUUUCCCUCUAACUAGACCCUGAGUUCUCCAUCAAUUUUGGGAUUUUAUUUCUGGUCUGUUUAAGAAGACAGAACCACGAUAUGUAUUUAAUUGGUCUGCCAUCUCCAUGUUCCCCAUUAUACCUUCCCUUGUUUCUGAAUGUAAAGGAUCUACAUUUUUCUGGAUUAAUCUUUUCCUCUCCACAUACCCACAGAAGCUUUUAUAAUCAGUUUGUACAUUCUCUGCAAGCUUAUUGUCAUACUUGACUUGCCCCUUUAAUCAAUCCUUUGUCUUAACUUGCUAAAAUCUAAACUGCUCCCAAUCCUCAGGUCUGCUGUUUUCUUUUGUCCAAUUUAUCUAGAUGUUGGUGUGCAGGGGACAAUUUCAGAAUUUGACAAUAAUACAAAACUUGGAAGAAUUGUAAACUAUGAGAAGGACAAUGAGGAACUUCAAAAGGACAUUGACAAGUUGGUGGAAUGGCAGAUCAGUGGCAAAUUAAGUUCAAUGCAGAGAAUGUGAGGAAAUGCAUUUUGGUUAAAAAAAACAUGGACAGCCAAUAUUAAAUAAUAAGAUGUAAGGUGUACAGGAGCUGUGGGACCUGAAUGUAUAUAUGCAAAGAUCACUGAAAAGUGGCAGGGCAGGUGAGGAGAACAGUUAAUAGAGCAUGCAUUUUCAUGAGCUUUAUUAAUAGGUUGACAGAGUUCCAGACAAAGAAGUUAUGCUGCACUUGUGUAAGACACUUUAUACCUCUGCUGGAGUAUUGUGUCUGGUUCUGAGUCCCAUACUUUUAGAAGAAUGUGACUGCUUGAAGACAUUUUACAAACAUGGUUCCAUGAAAAACAUCAGUUAUGAGGAUAGCUUGGAAAGGUUCAGACUCUUUUACUUGGAGAAAAGAAGGCUAAGAGGAGAUCUGAUUUAAGUCUGCAAAACUGUGAGAGGUUUGGAAAGAGUGGAUAGGGAAACACUUUUUCUGAUUGUAAAAGGAUCAGGAACAAGAGGGCACAGAUGUGCAGACCUAGCAAAUGUGAUGUAUAAGAAAGGUUUUUUCCUGCAGUGAGUGGUGUGCUUCUGGAACACACGACCUGGAAAUGUGGUGGAGGUAGGUUCAAUUAAGAUUCAAGAAUGAUUGUUUUGAUUCAAAGAAUGUACGAGGAAAGAGGAAAAGACAGACAAAUAGUACUAAGUCAUAAUAUACAAUGGAGAUCAGAUGCAGACACGAUGGGUUGAAUGGCCUUCUUCUGCAGUGUAACUCUGUGAAUUCAGCAGCCAGCAAUUGAAAGAAUAAUGUAUGAAUAUUACUCAUGCAAUUAAAUCUCAUCCAAUAAUAAGUGCAAUUUAAAGGUAUACCGUCAGCUAGGUUAAAUAUUCCAACAAUCUGUUCACUUGGUAAUGCUUGAGCUCUCAGCUUGGAUUCAAUGGAACUAUCCAAAAAUAUUUGUAAAGUGAACUGUUGACAAAAAAAGUGUCAUCACAGAUUGCCAUGUAUGAAUUAUAAUUAUAUAUGGAUUAUAAAUGUUCAGGUAAGCUAUGGCAUGCCUAGCCUUUUAUGGACCUGACAAUAUGCUAUGGUGAUUUCAGAUUGAGAUUCCAUUCCAAUGGUCUAGUUCCUCUGUUGGAUUUCCCCAGUCAGUUAAGAACUAAUCUAAUAAUGAUAGGAAGGUCAGGAAUUAACAAUGAAUGACAGUAAUGUUGAAUUGCAACAGUUAGUGAUUAUUGGUAGAAACAAGAAAAGGUCUGAGUUCGACUAGACUGGUCUUAAAAAAAACUUGCUUGUACUAACGCUUUUGUUUAUAUAGACUAAACAGAUACAAUGCUCAGUGGUGAAGCACAAUUUGCUUUAUUGCAAAUCGCAUGGAUGUAAGUUCAUGUGAGUGAAUUCCUCAUGUAUAAAAUUCCUCAGCUCAGCACAGCCCCAGGGCAAAUUAACUAGACGGCAUAGCACUUACCCUGUGGGAGGAAAAAAUGAAUCACCUCCAAAUCUCAGUCUCUCCCUCAACAGAGAUAACAAGGUGUAGAACUCUCCCUCAACAGCUUGUCUUCCAGACUCAGUCAUCGGAUAAUGGUGCACAAUGUUGGGGAAGAGUCAACACAAGGGGAAAACACAAACCAUGUCGAAAAACAGCAAUAUUUACUGGACUGUUAAUUGUUUUUGUCCUUUAUUAACCAGGGCAAGGUUCACCUAUCUACUAAAAGUACUAAAAAUAAGCUAUGCAUGUACAUAUGUACGUAAUCAUUAAAUACAUAUGGUGCUGAUGUAUGUAUCUGUCACUGUCAAAUCAAUGUGAAUUUUGCUCAGGCUCACGUAUAGAA
Stegostoma tigrinum is the source of this 8925-nucleotide messenger RNA. RefSeq names its product ring finger protein 182 (gene rnf182). NCBI's taxonomy places the organism in Eukaryota, Metazoa, Chordata, Chondrichthyes, Orectolobiformes, Stegostomatidae. The transcript is spliced from 2 exons. Bases 199 to 936 code for a protein of 245 amino acids. The record is from RefSeq and is a predicted model, not a curated record.